Kickxella alabastrina is the source of this 1434-nucleotide messenger RNA. Its product is annotated as CDP-alcohol phosphatidyltransferase-domain-containing protein. The transcript has a single exon. The record is from RefSeq and is a predicted model, not a curated record. Gene Ontology annotation, cellular component: membrane. Lineage: Eukaryota; Fungi; Kickxellomycota; Kickxellomycetes; Kickxellales; Kickxellaceae. Gene Ontology annotation, molecular function: phosphotransferase activity, for other substituted phosphate groups. Gene Ontology annotation, biological process: phospholipid biosynthetic process. The annotation marks the transcript as partial.
GCCACUCAAUAAAAAAAACAAGAAAAAAAUUCAUUUCAGCCACGCACAAAAUCACAGUUAUUUUUUAUUCUCACAUAUUUGCUUUACAAAAAGAAGAGAAGCACAAAGGACAAGAAAGAAAGAAAAAACUUUUUUACUUCUCUCUUUCCAUCGUUAGCCUCCAUUUUUUUUACUUCCUCUUUUAUUUUCUAAUUUUAAAUCUAUUAAAACAUGGCGCCGUAUAUUCCGCAGAACUAUCUGCCCAAUUUGAAAAAGUACAAGUACCAGGCAAUCGACAAGUCACUUAUUAGCAAGUAUGUCCUGGCCGAGUACUGGAACCAGCUGGUCAAGGUUUUCCCUCUAACGAUGGCAGCCAACAUGGUGACGCUGCUCGGGUCUCUGCACGUAAUCAUAGCAAUGGUAUUGAACCAAAUCUACGCACCCAACCUGGUAGAGACCUGCCCCUCCUGGGUGUACUUUGCGUACUCCGCGUGUAUCUGGAUCUACGGGUCCUUCGAUGCAGUCGAUGGGAAGCAGGCGAGACGCACAGGAACGGCGUCUCCGCUCGGAGAGCUUUUCGACCACGGUUGCGAUUCCCUGGUGGUGUCCCUGAUCAUGACUCUGUUUGCUUCGACGUGCCAGCUGGGGGAGUCCUGGUGGACGGUUGCAUUGGUAUUUCUCGCACUGACGAACUUUUACAUGUCAACUAUGGAGGAGUACCACACGCAUGUGCUGUUCCUCGGGUACUUCUCAGGCCCAGUCGAAGGCAUCCUGUCCUUUUCUCUGGCAACGCUGGCAACCGGCAUUCUGGGCCCGGCAUUCUGGUCCACCAGCUUCUAUAACGUUCUUCCACUGCAGCAGAGCAUCGUGGAUCUGCUGCCGCCGCUGACCAUGGCGCAGUCCGUCGUGGUCGGAAUGGGGGUCGUUCUCGUGCCCACAGUGUACGCUAGCUUCAGCAAUGUUGCCGCAGCCUGUCGCGAGCAAAAAAAGAGCGUCUGGGGCGCAUUCGCCGACUCCAUCCCGUUUUUCGCAUCCAUCGGGGGCUGCGCCCUAUGGCUAUACGCGUCGCCUGCGAUUCUCGCACGCCACUUGGUCGUUUUCCUGAUGUUUGUCGGUUUCGCGUUCUCGUAUAUUGUCGGCCGCGUUAUUGUCGCGCAUGUCACUGGUGCGCCCUUCCCAAAGCUCAACCGCAUGCAUAUUCCGAUUUUCUUUGGCACAGCCAAUGCCAUUGCCCCGUCGAUUGGGCUGUCCAAAAUGUUUGUGGAGGAGAAGGAGGUUGUGCUUAUUUGGAUCUGUCUCGCUUAUACAGCGAUUCAGUAUGCGCAUUUUGCAUUGGAGGUUAUUGACACUAUUUGCGCCUACCUCGAUAUUAACUGCCUGACUAUUAAGCACAAGACCGCUAUUAACUAUGGCGGAGCCGCACCCGCACCCGCUGCUGCUGCUGAUGCUGCUGUU